This is a messenger RNA of Amphimedon queenslandica, 1217 nucleotides long. RefSeq names its product testicular haploid expressed gene protein-like. NCBI's taxonomy places the organism in Eukaryota, Metazoa, Porifera, Demospongiae, Haplosclerida, Niphatidae. The record is from RefSeq and is a predicted model, not a curated record. Bases 81 to 1076 code for a protein of 331 amino acids. The transcript has 8 exons.
UUAAUAUCUUUAUGCAUUCUCGAGUAGUGCGAAAGUUGCCAUAGCAAUUACCUCCUCUGGCGUUCUGCUAAACAAGAGAGAUGACAGUGACUGACAACAUUGCAAAGAAUUCAGGAGAAACUAGUGGAGGUGGUGUGAAUGGGAUCAUUAACCUUCCUAGCACACACACACCAAGAGGAUGCAACAUCAUGAGACCAGAUAUUGUCAGAAUAACUGAACUCUCAACGCCACGGGGAACAAAAAAAGAUUGGUGGACAACAUACGGGCCACCUCUUGUUUGGGGUAACCAAGAAACAAUAUGGCAACUAAAUCCAGCAACACUUACCUAUACACCUAGUAAUCGUCUCAGAGAACUUGCUUUACCUAAGGUGGACCACUGCAACAAGAACCAUUUCACGCCAGAGUUUCAGUACAGUUGUGGCAGAGGAUCACAAAUAUGGAAAGUGAAGAAGUCAGCAAUGAAAGCAGUACCAACAGAAAGGACGAUGCAGCUGGCAAAGCAUAAAAUGAACCCAUCAGGUUUUGAGCCUUUCUUUAUGCUCAAUUGUGGACGUUCGUCGCCAAUAUGGCGCCCAAGUAAAGCUGCACUGAGUGCAAAAUUAAGACCACGGACUGCACUACUGGCACAACCUAAAGAGCUCCAUAAAAACUAUCUACCUCCAAGACAAGUACAAACCAGGGUGUCCUCAGCAAUAAAGAGAUCAGAGUGCAAUGAAUACAUACAUAGAUUAGCUCAGCCGAAGGAAAGACCAGAUGGACCUUUCAGGGAUGCAGAAUGGCCUGUCAGUAAAGGUGCAUUACAAGCUGAACCAACUCAAAGGUUAAAUGAGCUUUCAAGGCCCAAGAGAUUAGCAGAAGGACACGAAGCAAGUAGAGACGGAUACUGGAGGGUCACCAAUGGUGCAAAAUCAGCAGUAGCUAGCUCAAGGAUUUCAGAGCUUGCUAAACCCAUUAUACGUGCAACUAUGGACCAUGUUCAAUUCAAUCCAGACGUUUUCCAAGUUAGUCCUGCUGCUAAGAAGUACAUUGCAUCUCCUCGCAUAGAAGAACUAGCCCAACCAAUACAAAGGCGUUAGGAAUUAUAGAUGACAAUUUUUUGAAAUAAAACAAUAAUAAUGAAUGUUAUACUACUUACUAACACCUACAUAUUAUGCAUGUACACUUCACCAACCAGAUAUCAUUUUAUUAAGUAAUUUUAACUGAGUUUUAUUAACAUA